This is a messenger RNA of Spinacia oleracea (spinach), 1022 nucleotides long. RefSeq lists its product as uncharacterized. The transcript is spliced from 3 exons. The record is from RefSeq and is a predicted model, not a curated record. Lineage: Eukaryota; Viridiplantae; Streptophyta; Magnoliopsida; Caryophyllales; Amaranthaceae. The coding region runs from base 77 to 805 and encodes 242 amino acids.
UGGGUUGAAAAGAAGGGUUCACUAAAAGUCAGUUACUAAGAAAAGAAACCAAAACCAGAAAAAUGCAAAAACAAACAUGAGUUCUUCUCGAAAAUGGGCAAAAUCCAUUUCUUCAAUUGCUUCUCGUCUUUAUUUCCUUCUCAUCAUCUUUCAAGUCCCUCUCUUUAGGGUUUCAUGUCGAAGUGGAAUAUGCAUAAAUCCGGUCCAAGUAACGUCUUCUCAACUAAUAGCAAGUGAAAUGUUGCCUGUUUCAUUUGUGAAGAUCCUUCUUUAUCCAGGAUCGAUUGUGAAUGCUGUCAUCAAUGGUGUAAGCAUUCCUAGUUAUGAUGAUUUGUUGGAUGUUUAUAAUUUUACUCAUGUAAAAGAGGCUUUUGCAGUCAUUGAUCUUAGGCAUCUUGAGAUAUUAGCAGGAAGCUACUUCUGUGUUUUCGGAGCAAUACUUGGUCUGCUAAAGUACAACAGGUUAAGCUUAUUUGGGAUGUUGCUACUUAUAUGGGGCUUAAUUAAAGAAAUCAUGAACCAAAAAUCGAGUUGCUCAGUCCAAGUUUCUCCAUUCAUGUUAUUAGUAGCUCUAUUUACGGCGUUAUCAUCUAUCAAAAGCGAUGUAAGAAUCAUAAUUAGAAGCUUUCAAGCUCACUAUUCUGCAACAGCAGCUGCUGAGAUGCAUGAACAUGUAAAGAAGAGGAAGAAAGAUAGGGAAAUGAAGAGGCUUGAAUGGAAUGUUAAUUAUGUUAACAACAAUGCUAAAACUACUAGGUCUACAAAAGUUGCACAAGAAGGAAUUACUAAUAGUACAUUUUACUGAUCUUUUGAUGUUGGACAACUUUUUCCUGUGUGAUUUUUUUUGUAGUGUGCUUGAAAUUCCUUCGUAAUUUCAUUUAUUAUUAUAAAUUAGACCUGGUUUUGGAUAUGGUAGCUCAAUGGGGAUUGGGUUUGGUCAUGUUAAUAGGGUUUUUAUUGGGUAGGGCUUUUAUUGGACAAGGUCAAUAUAGGGCCGAACUUAUAAUACAAUAAUUUUGAAA